GUUUUUAUCAAGGAAAGCACAUAUUAGAGUGUCCGUUGUUGAAUUACUUGCACAUUUCCAAAUGUGACAAACUGAAAAUAUUUGGUUCCAAUAAGGAAAGCGUCGAAGAAACAAAUGGGCUGGGCCAUGAUGUUGGUGUAAUUCAAGACCUCUUCUUUUUCGGCGAAAAGGAUAAAUUCCCGAACUUGGAAAGAUUGAGAUUGAAUGAGGGCGAUGCCAUGAAUGAGACAUGUGGCGGACUGUCAGCAGAAUUCUGUUGCAACCUUAAAUUAAUUCACUUGUACGGAAACGGUGAAAUUCCAAAUGUAGAGGCUCCAAUUGCAAGAGCAGGAGUAUCAGAUUUUCGCAGAUUAAAGAAUAUUAUGCCAUUCUCAUCCACAUCUUUCCACUACUUAAAGGAUUUGUAUGUAUAUAGAUCUAAUGUAUUGAUUAGUUUAUUAACUCCCUCAACAGCCAGAACUCUCGUGCAACUCUGAUAUAUUCAAAUUUGGGGUUGCAAAAGAAUGACAGAAAUAGUUGCAAAUGAGGAAAGUGAAGCAAAAGCAGGAGAUGAGAUCGCUUUCAAUAAUUUGAUAUCUUUGAAAUUUGUUAACUUGCCGAGUCUCACAGCCUUCCAUUUGGGGAAUCGCACCAUCAAAUUCCCAUCAUUGGUUCAAGUAAUUGUUGACAACUGUCCUAAAUUGAAGAUUUUUUGUAGUGGAGUCUUAAGCACGCCAAAUCUAACAAGCAUGAGAUUGGGUGGAAAGCACAUAUUCAAAAAGGAGGGGGAUGGAGAUUUUUAUCUAAACGCUACAAUAAAAGAGUAUUGGGAGGCUAAGUUGGAGACUUGCGACCAAAAGUCCGCUGAAAAGACUGAUGCUAGUGACGGUGAGGAGAGUGAACAUGAUGCUAAUGAUGACUUGGAGAGAGAAACUACUAGUGAAGUAGGGGGCACACAAUGUGAUGGAGAAUGAUCACUAGGGAGCAACUCAAACGAAGAUGGAUCUUCCCUUUUAUUGAUUGUUUUAUUUCUGAGUGUUGUCUUUAUGUGAUUUAUUUAUUUUUGAAACCUAUGUGAUUGUUACAAUAUAUUAUUUAUUUUCGAAAUCUAUGUGAUUGUUACACUAUAUAACUUUGUUGUAAUUCUAGACUACUUAGUACUCCUUCCGUAUUUGUAACCAUGAAUUUGUAAACUAUUAACCUACGAUGGACUAAUUUUCACCAAUUGUGACACUGUUAUAGUUGGAGUCA
Quercus robur (English oak) is the source of this 1230-nucleotide messenger RNA. RefSeq lists its product as uncharacterized. NCBI's taxonomy places the organism in Eukaryota, Viridiplantae, Streptophyta, Magnoliopsida, Fagales, Fagaceae. The transcript is spliced from 3 exons. The record is from RefSeq and is a predicted model, not a curated record. The coding region runs from base 504 to 953 and encodes 149 amino acids.